Messenger RNA from Saccostrea cuccullata (small rock oyster), 1378 nucleotides. RefSeq lists its product as uncharacterized. The transcript has 4 exons. Bases 109 to 1137 code for a protein of 342 amino acids. Lineage: Eukaryota; Metazoa; Mollusca; Bivalvia; Ostreida; Ostreidae. The record is from RefSeq and is a predicted model, not a curated record.
UGAAAAUCGCGGUCACACUCACCAAAUAUUUCAUGACUCGAAUAGCACACCAUACAACAGAGGUCCUAUUACAUUAUUUGCAUGUAACGUGUGUUGUAUUUUAUCAAAAUGGCCUCUGGUUCUACUCGGAAUUUAGCGGAGUUUGUGAGAGAUGGAAUGAGCACGCUUGUGUUUGCUUUUGGUUACAAGGUUGGGAUAAUUGACGCCUUCAUCGAAAUCAAACAUCCAUGUACUGCAGAGGAACUCAGCCAAAAAUCAGGAAAAAAGUUAAGGUACAUUCAAGAAUGGCUUAGCUGCAUGAUCGCUGCUGGAAUUGUCAAUCUUCACGAUGACAAAUAUUCCCUUCCGUUCGGGGAACCCCAGUUGAGACUUUGGGGCAGUGUUUCCAAAUUGCUUCCAAUAUUUAGUGAGAUGUUUCCCAAGCUCGAGGAAGUCUUUUCAGAAAAUGGACCAAGGGGCUAUGGAUACUAUGAGCCAUUUCUUGCCUGGCUGGAUGCACAUCGCACACCAGAAUUUCUUCGCCAGUGGAACCAUGAUCUUCUGAUUCCUGCAUUAAACCUUAAAAAAGGAACCAACUUUACACUGUUAGAUAUCGUUUGUGGUUAUGGUAAGCAUACAAGAGAAGUGGCUAAUAUGUUCCCUAACUGUAUGUUUUACGGUAUCGACUCGGAUAAAAUCUCCAUAGAUCAAGCAAUAAAAGAACUACAAGAAAGCGGUCAAAAGAACAUCAUCUACAGCCAUAUGAAAGGAGGACAACUCCCAGAGGAUUGGGCUGAAAAAUUUGAUUUCGUCCUAAUGAACGAUUUACUUCAUGAUUCACACGACGGCGAUGGAAUUCUCAAAGAAACGAAGCGAGUCCUCAAACCAGAUGGCUACGGAAUGGCGUAUGACCCUCCUGUCAGUUCAUAUCCAGAAAAACAAGUCAAAAAUAUAACAGCCCAGUUUUACCUUCCCUUUAGCCUUUUUAGUUGUCUUCCUGUCAGUUUAUCGGAUAAUGUUGGAGAAGGACGUGGUAUUGGCUGGGGAUACGAACGCAAAAAGCAGGAAAUAGAAAAACACGGGUUUCGAGUUAUCAAAGUUGGCAAACAGAGUAUUGAUACAGUGCAAGAAGGCAUGGUUUUUAUGAAAGCGAAUUAAUAUUAAAUCAUUUUUGAAGAACAGUUUUUUCUGUACUUAAAGUCAACCCGACCCAAAUUCAUCUCGGGUCUUUUUAUUGUAUUUAAUCAUGCUAAUAGAUAAAAUGAACAAGACCAAGAAAAGAAUAAUUGUGUUUCAAAAGGAAAAAUAUUUGAAAUUAUGAACUCAUAACAUCAUUUAUCAUGUAUACUUUUUGAUUAAUUAUAUAAUCUACCCGGUACAUUUUGUGAAUUGACUAACA